Crotalus tigris (Tiger rattlesnake) is the source of this 2813-nucleotide messenger RNA. RefSeq names its product glutathione-disulfide reductase (gene GSR). Lineage: Eukaryota; Metazoa; Chordata; Lepidosauria; Squamata; Viperidae. The record is from RefSeq and is a predicted model, not a curated record. Gene Ontology annotation, biological process: cellular response to oxidative stress; cell redox homeostasis; glutathione metabolic process. Gene Ontology annotation, molecular function: glutathione-disulfide reductase (NADPH) activity; NADP binding; flavin adenine dinucleotide binding. Gene Ontology annotation, cellular component: mitochondrion; cytosol. The transcript is spliced from 13 exons. Bases 98 to 1591 code for a protein of 497 amino acids.
GCUGGAAAAGUUCUGCCCGUCUAGAGGUAGCGUAAGACGGGACGCGGCCGAGGGCAGAAAAGUUAACCCUUUCGACCCCGAUGAGGGAAGAGGCGGGAUGUGGCUGCCUCGCCCGCGUUUUGCUUUCUGCCCAGUUCCCUUCCGUCCUCCUCGCCGCGCUGCCGCCGCCGCCAUGGCCCAACUUCGAGCCUCUUCCUCAUCGGCCGCCACCUUUGACUACCUGGUGCUGGGGGGCGGCUCGGGUGGGUUGGCCAGUGCCCGGCGCGCCGCGCAACUGGGAGCCCGAACUGCUGUGGUUGAAAAAGGGCGACUCGGAGGCACUUGCGUGAACGUUGGAUGUGUACCUAAAAAGGUGAUGUGGAAUACUGCUGUUCAUUAUGAAUUCAUCCAUGAUCAUGUGGAUUAUGGUUUUAAAAUAGCUGAUGUGAAGUUUAAUUGGAAAAUAAUUAAAGAAAAGCGUGAUGCUUAUGUGAAGAAACUGAAUGAGAUCUAUCAAAAUAAUUUGAAUAAGGACCACGUGGAAACCAUUCUUGGGCAUGCAUCGUUCACAGCUGACCCUGAACCCACAAUUGAAGUUGAUGGCAAAAAAUAUACAGCACCUCACAUACUGAUUGCUACUGGUGGACGGCCUACAAUUCCCAGUGAAAGUGAGAUACCAGGAGCCAGUUUGGGAAUCUCUAGCGAUGGUUUCUUUGAACUUGAAGAUUUGCCCAAGCGAAGUGUUAUUGUUGGUGCUGGAUACAUAGCUGUUGAAUUAGCUGGUAUUCUUUCCACAUUAGGCUCCAGGACAUCCUUAUUGAUACGUUAUAAUGAGGUGCUGAGAAAUUUUGAUUCUAUGAUCAGUUCAAACUGCACUCAGGAGUUGGAACAUAGUGGAGUAGAAGUCUGGAAACAUUCCAAGAUUCAAUCAGUUACAAAAUCACCUUCGGGACUCUUGGCAAUAACGGUUACAUCCUCUUUUCCUAAUCAAAAACCCACUGUGAACACUAUUGAGAAUGUUGAUUGUCUCUUGUGGGCCAUUGGUAGAGAGCCCAAUACAGAGGAGCUAAACUUUGACCAAUUGAAUAUUAAGGUAGACAAGGCCGGCCAUAUUAUUGUUGACGAGUUCCAAAAUACCAGCAGAAAGGGGGUCUAUGCUGUUGGAGAUGUUUGUGGGAAAGCACUCCUCACACCAGUUGCAAUUGCAGCUGGAAGAAAACUGGCACAUAGGCUUUUUGAAAAUAAAAAGGAUUUUAAACUUGAUUAUACCAACAUUCCGACUGUGGUUUUCAGUCAUCCACCUAUUGGAACAGUGGGACUAACAGAAGCGGAAGCCGUAAAUACUUAUGGAAAAGAGAAUGUGAAAAUUUAUAUAACUUCUUUCGUCCCAAUGUACCACGCAGUAACAGAAAGGAAAACAAAAUGUGUGAUGAAAUUGGUUUGCGCUACUAAACAAGAAAAAGUGGUAGGACUUCAUAUGCAAGGCUUGGGCUGUGAUGAAAUGCUCCAAGGAUUCGCAGUAGCUGUCAAAAUGGGAGCAACAAAGGCUGACUUUGAUCAGACAGUGGCUAUUCAUCCAACUUCUUCAGAAGAACUUGUUACGCUUCGUUAAGCUGUACAUAACAUGGCUUUCCCCAUGGUGAAUUACUUUUUUUUUUUUUUUUUUACAAAAUUGUGCAGUUCAAGACAAGUCUUCACUCUGCUGUUACAACUUUAUAUACAUGGAUGUAAUUUAUAUACUUGAAAACAAUAAUUUCGAAUUUUAAAAAGUCCCCUUAUUUGCGCUUGAUUCCUUGAGACAUUUUGGAUAUUAUUCAUAGUGACUUUGGCAUCAGUAUAGAAGUGGAUCUGUCAUUGCUUUCUGGCUUGUUGUUUUCAGGUUCCCUGCUUUAGUGUUUCCUAGUGGUCUCCUAUCCAAGUACUGGCCAGACUCAACCUUAGUUAGCCUCUGAGCAGAGACCUGCUGAGAAUGCAGUAGUAAAAUGUGCCAAAAUUCAAGCAAAUUAUCAUAUGACUUCAUACUUUAACCUCAAAGAGGAAGUAAAAUCUAAGAGUAAAGCAGAAAAAAACCCAUUUGGGGCUACAGAGGAACAAAUGGAGAAAAUGCUGCAAUUAUAAACUGUCUAAUAAUUAGUAUUUUGGUUUAUUGAGCCUUGGAUUGUGAAAGAUGCCAUUUCCUGCCUAUUGAGAAGGGCAAAUGUAACCCACGUAGAACUUAGCCUAGAAGAGUUUAGUAAGAGCACUACUUUAUUAAUCCAUAUUCUAAAAGUUUUUUUUUUUAAUUUAUGCUAUCCCCCUAUAAAAUUAAAACCCAAUACAUAGGCUAUUCUAGGUGCCUUCCUACAACUAUUCUUUUGAUUUGUUUCCAAUAGAAAUUACCAAUAUACAGAUAUUUGUAAUCUAACAUAAAUUAGGGAACAAGCUUUUUAUCACAAGAAGUAAAUUGUACAAUUAUUGCCACAUUCUGUAAAGCAUAGCAGUAAGAGUUCCCAUUCAGUUAUAACCUUAUUGAUAUUAAUUUCUUAGUUAUGAAAAUUGAAAAAUGUGGAUUGGGGAGAUGGCUGCAUCCUAGGUGAUAUAUAUGCAACUGUACUCUUCUGUUUGUUAUUGCCGUGAGGCCCAGGAGGCAGUAGGGCUGGUUGCUGUCACCUAUUUAGCAGGGAGCACGUAUAUCUUUUAAGGGAUGCUAUGAAUGCAGGCAACUUUUCCACUGCCAUCCCUCUAUAAAAGAUUUGUAUAUAAUUAAGUAGGUUGUGUGUAUAUGCUUACUUUUUUUGCCAUGUUCUUUAUUAUAUAAUACACAACUAUAUAUUCCUACUGCAUUUCUGAAUCAA